UUCCGGACACACCUGAUUAUGGACCCGGAGUCGAAUACUUUUGUCCAGUGGAAAAAACACGGGCAUCCCUUUGUCACCAUGAAACUCUACUCAGCGAAAGACAACAAUUACGUCACCCGUGCCAUCGACCACGUGGCCGGUGGUGAAGACACCGCCGUCGUCGUCACCCUGGGCCAGCAUUUCCGACCUUUCCCCAUGCACAUCUUUGUGCGGCGGUUGCUGAAUGUCCGGGAAGCCAUCCGGCGCUUACACCUGAGGAGCCCGAGCACGAGAGUCAUCAUCAGAGGAGAGAAUAUCCGG
Messenger RNA from Gekko japonicus, 300 nucleotides. Its product is annotated as NXPE family member 2-like. The transcript has a single exon. The record is from RefSeq and is a predicted model, not a curated record. The annotation marks the transcript as partial. Lineage: Eukaryota; Metazoa; Chordata; Lepidosauria; Squamata; Gekkonidae.